AUGACAUCGUCUGAGUAUUUUCUCGACGCCCCCACCCAGUUCCCGUCAGUUCCACACAUUCAUACAGCCUCGACUCCGAGUCCCGUCACUCAGUUCUCCCACACACUUUUGUCCCGGCCCACUUUUCUCUCGUUGUCAUGCGAUGCAAUUCAACCCGAUCAGUCGCAGACUGUACCUGACCCGGCUCGAGGACACGCCUGCACAAGAAAGUGUACACAAACCGACCGUGCUCCGCUCGCCGGUUCCACCGGCACCAGCACCGGCAAGAGUGACUCUGCCCGUCCGCCGGAGGGGGUCAAGGCGAGCUUGUUAAUGCCAACCGCGCCGACCCGGACGACAAGGGAAAUGCGCAAAAGGGCGCACCGGCAGUCUCUUCUGCCUCGUCUCUGCCUCGCAACCGUCGUGUCUACGAGGCAUCCUAAAACCAGCCUCAACUGGCCCGUUCAGGCCACCAUUCUCUCCUCUCCCAAGGCCAGUUCUGGCUGUGUUUUGGGUGAAACUGUCUGCAUCACCUCGUCUUGGCCUCUUCCAGCCUCACUUUUGAAGGCAUCCGUUGUUGCAGUUGCUGCGAAAGCAAGCGGGGUCUUGAAGUCUCGACUGGACCCACCAGAAGCCGAAGGAGGACUGCGACAAUGGGCCGCAUCGACAGUCAGCCUCAACAACUAUUACUACUACUUCCGAUGA
This is a messenger RNA of Protopolystoma xenopodis, 684 nucleotides long. The record is from the annotation of a GenBank genome assembly. Lineage: Eukaryota; Metazoa; Platyhelminthes; Monogenea; Polystomatidea; Polystomatidae.